AUGCCACGCAAGAUAGAUUUUCGUCUUCUCCCAAUCCUCACGGUCAUAUACAUGUGGUCUCUCAUUGACCGUACCAAUAUCGGAGUCGCCAGGAUUUCUGGAAUCGAUGAAAAGCUUGGUCUCAAUAUCUCGAACCGUGCUUCUGUCGCCAAAUAUACACUGACGUUGGAUGAUAAUCAAGCCCUGAUUGUGUACUUGGGAUACGCCAUCGUUGAGCUCCCUAGCAACAUCGCCCUGCGGAAAUUUGGCGCCGCCAAUUGGAUCUCCUUCCUCUGCCUGGGAUGGGGGUUCUUGACCUUUGGGAUCGGAUUCAGCAAGAGUUAUUCCGAUCUAGUCAUCAUGCGAGCAUUCUUGGGAGCAUUUGAAGGCGGAUUGGUUCCAGGUUUGCUGUACCUGCUUGCCUCGUGGUAUAGACCUUAUGAAGUCCAGAAAAGGCUUGCUGCAUUCUUUCUCACCGGCAGCUUUCUAGCCUCCUUUGCCAGUAUUCUGGCAUAUGGUUUGAUUCAAGUAGCAGACGAUCCGGCCAAUGGAGGUUGGAAGUGGAUCUACAUCAUUGAAGGUUGUCUCACCAUUGGAGUUGCCAUCGUAUCACGAUUCAUACUUCUCGACUUUCCCGACUCCAAGCGGAACAAAUUUCUCUCUCCCGAGCUACAGGCUUGCCUCAGAAACCGCCUGUUGCGUGAACGAGGAGAGGCUGAAAGCCCCAAGGUGACUUGGUCCGUUAUCAAGGAUACCUUGAUGAGCUGGCCGGUCUGGUCGGGGGCGUACCUCUUCUUCGCCGGCUCUGCAUCCAGCUAUGGUUUCUUGAUCUUCCUACCUCUCAUUCUUCGUAACGGCCUCGGAUACUCCCUGGCAGCGUCGUUCUGCCUGACAACGCCACCCGCUGCGUUGUCCAUCAUCACGGGCUACACCACCGCUUGGCUUUCGGACAAAUAUCACAUACGAGGACCGUUUGUGAUUUUCCACUCCCUGCUCUCCGUGGUCGGGCUCGCGAUGAUGGCUUUCUUAAACAGUCCCACCCCUCGCUACGUCGGUUCCUUCUUGGGCUACAGUGGCACCUACGGGGUCAUCAUCACCGGACAGGCUUGGGGCCAGAACAAUAUCCGCAGCGACGCGAAACGAGCAGUCGGCACCGUCAUCCAGGUUGUUUGUGCGGCCAUUGGAGGAAUAUAUUCUGCCCUGGUCUUUAGACAACAGGACGCACCGAAUUACAUUCCAGGAAUGAUCGCCACGUUGCUGGCUAUCGGUCUGGCGGCCGUUGUCGCCCCCGUCAGCAUGUUCUUCUUCCGACGGGAGAACAGGCUUGCCGAUGCUGGCUUGAAGGUCCUUGAAGGUGCCGAGGGCUUUAGGUAUACCUUGUAG
Exophiala oligosperma is the source of this 1362-nucleotide messenger RNA. RefSeq lists its product as uncharacterized. Gene Ontology annotation, molecular function: transmembrane transporter activity. Gene Ontology annotation, cellular component: membrane. Gene Ontology annotation, biological process: transmembrane transport. NCBI's taxonomy places the organism in Eukaryota, Fungi, Ascomycota, Eurotiomycetes, Chaetothyriales, Herpotrichiellaceae. The transcript is spliced from 7 exons. The record is from RefSeq and is a predicted model, not a curated record. Bases 1 to 1362 code for a protein of 453 amino acids.